CGUGAGUGGGCGGGGCCUGAGCUUCGGUUAGGCGUCACUGCCUCCCACCACGGUUGCCUUGGCGAUGAAGGCUGCUUCCUCUAAAGAAAACGUGUCAGGGUCGUCCACAGGAUUGACCUCCUGGGCGUUGACCACCCCUGGGGUGUCGCCAGUAGGCAGCACUUCUGACUCUGAGGAGAAUGAAAGGAUUCUGUCUCCAGAUAUACUCUCCUCUGACCAGAUCAUUGACCUGUUGGGAGAAGAGAACGAAAAUGGAAUUCAAGAAAAACUGGGAGUGUUUCUGAAUUUUAAAAAUCUCCAGACUUGCCUGCGUGACGCCAUCCUCUUGGACUACUAUGUGUCUGGCUUCUGUUGGGCCAAGGAGAUGAACUUUUCUAUUGAGCAGUAUUCCAAGUUUAUGACCUUGCUGGACAUGCUACUUCAUAAUCUUCAAACACUGCACAUGUCCUUAGAGGACAGCAUUAAGUGGCUCGGGGAAGUGAUGGCAGAAAUCGGACCAAACCACUCGCAGAAGAGUGAAGAUUUCCAUGUCUUCGAAGUCAAGGAAGCCAACGCCAUCAUCGAUUACUUAAAAAUCAGCUUAUUCCAGCACUACAGGCUCUACGAGUUUCUGUUCUACUCCACCAGGGAAGAAAUUGUCAUCGGGACUGAGCAAACCAUAGAGGUUGUCAAGCCUGCAGACUACCCCUUCCCAGCCCCCCUGGAAGAAGGUAUCUCAUUGGACACGUAUUCAACCUUCAUAGAGCCAUUGCCAACGCCGGACAUGGAACAGAAGGUGCUGGAUCAAGAGCAAGGGACUCAGGAAGCCCUGCUGGAGAGUGAAAUGAGAGAGGAGGAUCCCUUAGGUGGCUUCACCAUUGAUGACGUAAAAUCAGCCCUGGAGCGAGUGACGGAUGAGGUUUUGAUUAGCAUGCAGCUCUGAAAUUAUCGCCGAGGAACUACCAGACAAGCAAGAGAAUUGUUUGCAGGACCCACAAUUGAAACCAUCUUUACCAAAGCCACGCUCCGUGAAGGGAGCUGUGUGUUUCUAACUCUCCACUGACACUUUUCUUUUAAAGCAUUCGAGUCUGCAGCAUCAGACCUUCUCUUCUUUGACAGGAUGGACAGGAUUAGUCUACCUGGUUGUUCUCUUCUCAUUAGCAUGAAGCCACCUUGGAAGUUCGACAACGUCUACACCUAAGUACAGUUAUGCGCAAAGGGAGUCCGUGGACCAGAAGGGAGAACCACAGACCUUUUAUGUACUGUGAGCAUCUCCAUAUUGGGCGGAUCUAAUCAGCGUGGGGCAAAUUACUGCUGUCCAGGCUUCACCUUCUUUUCAAUGAGAUGGCAAAAUGGAUUUCUACAAUGUCUCAAGAUAGCAAACCACCAUGUGUAUUUUCUCUCUGCAAUCCUGCUAAACUCCACGCAAGCCAAGAGGGCACUUCCAACGACAAAUCAAAAGAAUGGGACUCAGACAGAUUGCCAUUUGUCUGUAGUCCCCCGGCUCAGCAGGCUUAGCAGGUGCUAUGAGCCUGGCCCCAGCUGCAGCGGCAGCACCAUCCAAGGAAGCCACACGUCUAACGCAGGGCCCAGGCUACUCCGUUAAUACACCAUGGCUUCUUGCUUCCCCCCUCACCUACCUCCCUCUUGGGCAAAUUCCAAGUUGGGAGAUAGGCCUGAGCCUUGCUUCAGUUGUGUCCUGCGUCAAUGGGUAAGCUACUUUCCACUUUUAAGUGAUCCCAGUUCUAAGACCUGCCACGCCCCCUUUUGAAACAGUGUCAGUGGACACUGGAUCCAAACAUCUGCUGUACCCACUCAGUGAAAGUUUUUUUCUUUUUUUUUUUUUUCUCUCAGCUUUUGUGAUCACUCGGUGUUUUUUUCCUUCCUCUUUCUUUAAAAGCCACAGUGUUAUUGCAGAGUCUGCAGGAAAGGUCAAUAGAGAAUUCAUGUUUCAGUACAUUAUAUCAAAGCGAGUUCUCUAUUGUGAUUCCAAGCCAAUAUCCACUUCCCUAAUAAAGAACCCCCUGAAAUGGAGAGUAAGCCCUUAAUUGUUAUGUUUACCCACUUAUUUUUUCCCACAGUUCACUCCUCCGUUUUAGAGAUUUAUUAAGAAUGAAGUUCUCUUGGCCCUCAGUUGUCAAUGAAAAUUACACAGAAUAGACCAAACAUUUUAAGCCAAUAUACUCUAUAUAUUUUCAUUUUAAAGAUACAGUUGAAAUGAAAUUAGCUUGGCUCCAAACUGCAUAAUAAAAAAAAUAAGACCCAAUGGAAGCAACUUUAAUAUAUUUAAAGAAUCAUAUUUUAGAAAAUUAGGAAUGAGAAUGCUGAACUCCUGCAUCAAAGAUUGGCUGUUGGCCCUGACACAGCCAACGAAUAAAAUAAUGUGGGGAAAUAAUGUGGCCAUAACUUGCCACCCUGCGGUUUAUGAUGUCUUACGUUACACUACCUUACAUUGUGUUAUGAAAGUUACAUAUGUUGUUGCAUGGGUAACAUAAUGACAGCUUUGGAUUGUUCAUGUUAGAGAAGUCAUCCAAGGUUGUGAUCAGUGAAAGCUACUGAUCACAGGUCAGGGGAUUCAGAACACUUCCUGAAAGAGAUAGCAGAAGACCCAGCCCCAAGAUGAAUGUCUGUUCAGCAGCACUAGAAAAAGGAGACAGCAAACCAAUGGAUCCUUUGGGUACAUGUGGAUUCUUUUCAUUCUGACUCGGUUAGUUGUAGCUAAACUAAAGCACGAAUCACCGAGGUCUACAUAUCUCUCAAGUUUUCUUUCCUCCUCUUAAGCACAUGAGACCUUCAGGAACCUGCUCUCCAAAGCCCACACACAGCAUGAUAAACUCUCUCAGGGAAAUGCAAGGAAAGGUUCCAGAUCUUUUGGGAAAGCUUUGUGAGACGCCAAAGAAGGAGCUGGUUAGUGGAAGCCUGGCCGUACUUCUCUGGAAAACACAAGACGAUGAGUGGACACAGAAGUGCCUCCGUGAAAGGAGAAGCCCACCUCCUGACUAGAACAUACCAUCCCAGUCCUUUAGAACUGUGUCGGAAUUAUUUCCUCAGACGGUGUCAACACCUACAUGGUGCAAUAUUCCAUAUAUUGAUGCCAAUUCAUAAGGCAUGAUAAUUUUUAAUAUUUCAUGAUAAUACCUUAGUGAACUGUGCCAUGAGUCAAGUAUGUUGUGACAUCGGGAGUUGGGAUUGUGACUGCGAAGCUGAAGCACGGUGCUAGCUAGUCACUGUCACUUCUUCAUGGUCCACACAAUGACAGAAAGUCCCAUGGCUUGUCCAAAGUGACCUAGCCAAACACAACCGUAGGCUAGUUAAUAGUACAUAAGCCAUGAUCCUUUUACUUCUGCCAGAGUACUUCAUGGGGGCAUUCAUAAAAAGGGACAACUGGGGGGGCCAUUUUAUCCCUUCCCCUGCCUCAUCCACUCAACCACUCACAAAGAAAACAGAGAAGAAAACAGAAGUCAAAAGUUAGUCAAUGAAGAAGGAGGAGGAGGAGAAGAAAAAUGAGAAAGAGGAGGAGGAGGGAAAAACAAUAACCAAACAAUAACUACCACCUUAAAAACCCUGUCCCAUUCUAUACUCCUAUAAAUCCUGAAUCCACAAUUGAUGGCAUCAAUGUGACCUGUCAGAAAUAUCAACUCUUCCCAUGAGGUGAAAUACCAAACCUGAUUAAAAUGAUAAUCAGGGGAAACAUUUCAAAAUUAUCAAUUGCAUUGACUUUCUUAAAAGUUACAUAAACACAUAAAAAUAGUUUUAAUCAUAUCUGCUCAUGAAACUGGUUUUUUCCCCUAUUUAGAACACAGUUAGCACAAAGAUUUCAAAUUAUAUUACGUACUUAAAUGGUCUAGACUUUGACUCCUUAAGACACAGAAGUUUAAAGUGUUCUCCAUACACGUGUCCUUGCAUGAGUCACUCAGACAGUAACAAACCUCCCAACUGCUGUGGUCCCUGUAUGCAACUAUAUCAUUCAUCCUUGCUAAAAGAAAAGCAUCCCCAGAGCCCCUAGCGUUGAGAUAACGUGCAAACGUAGUGAGAUGCAUUUCUGGAAUUACAGACGUAGCAAUGUUAGUGUGCACAGCAUCAUCGCCAGAGGCUGCCAUGAUCCCUAAAACCUGUCACCAAUUGCUUAUGAGAGGUGUGUGUGUGUGUGUUUGUUUGUUUGUUUUUUCAUAUCAGUUAUAUAUUACACAGUGGCAUGCAUGCAAGAAUUGUAAUGUAUGAUGAAUACUCUUAAUUAUGAGAGCUGUCCUAAUUGUGAUAUUCUUUGUAUUAUUAUUUCAUGCACUGAAGACUCCAGGAAUCCCAUUUAGACUGCAUUAGAGGGCAGGCCAAAGCAAACGGGUGGAGGGGCCCACAACACCGCCCCGACUAAGCCCAGAGCAGUUUCUCUGAUUCAGCCUUCACUGGCAAACAUGUCUGGAAAUGCAUAUCAGUUAUCCUAUCUUCCACCAUGAGGCUGUGUGAAAAAUGGCUGUCCAAAUACCACUUCCUGUCCGCGGUGGACAUGCUAUACAUUGGGAAUGUGCAAAGAAAUACUAUAAAGUGUUAUCGAAUCACCACAGGCUGGAACACAGCUCUGUCUGCAAAACAGGAAGGUGUGCACGGGGGAUAAUGUCUGUCUUUAGGCACUAUAGUAUGUCAAAACCACAAAGACAAUGUGCAGCCAAAGAUAGCUCUAUCAUAACCA
This is a messenger RNA of Mus musculus (house mouse), 4666 nucleotides long. RefSeq names its product ciliary associated calcium binding coiled-coil 1 (gene Cabcoco1). Bases 65 to 922 code for a protein of 285 amino acids. Gene Ontology annotation, cellular component: cytoplasm; motile cilium; centrosome. Lineage: Eukaryota; Metazoa; Chordata; Mammalia; Rodentia; Muridae. The transcript is spliced from 8 exons. The record is from RefSeq and is a predicted model, not a curated record.